This is a messenger RNA of Bicyclus anynana (squinting bush brown), 1950 nucleotides long. RefSeq names its product zinc carboxypeptidase A 1-like. Gene Ontology annotation, biological process: proteolysis. Gene Ontology annotation, molecular function: metallocarboxypeptidase activity; zinc ion binding. NCBI's taxonomy places the organism in Eukaryota, Metazoa, Arthropoda, Insecta, Lepidoptera, Nymphalidae. The coding region runs from base 1 to 1950 and encodes 649 amino acids. The transcript has 11 exons. The record is from RefSeq and is a predicted model, not a curated record.
AUGUUUCCUUUACCAAAAAUGAAGUUACAACCCCUGUCGCUGCUGCCGGUCGCACUGUAUACAGCGUUCUGUACAGUGUUAAUAUUUAGAAGAAAACGUGCUAAUACAGAAUACACUCGUUGGCAUGCGAAUCCAGAAACAAAGCCUGAAUUUAUAGUAAAAGUUUUAGAAGAUGACGUAAUCCCAACAUCGGAGUCAAAAUAUAUAGCUGCUGUUAAUAUUCAACCUAUAACACAGGGACAAGAUAAAAUUAUUAUUAGAGGAGUUCAGGUUACAAAUAAAGAUUCUGUUUAUGAGAACAUGUUAAAAGAAUAUACACGUUUUGUGCCUCCCACAACUCGUAUUUCAGUUGAACCAAUUACGGAGAAAAUAUUACAUGACCAUUUAUUAAAACCAAAGCUAAUAGAUAAAAUAGCAUUAAUGCGAACUACGUUAGAGGAAGAUGUGAAAUCCGACGAGAAACUUUCAAGAAAGUUCAAUAUAGAUGACAAUAUAACCGUAGAUAAAGAGUUAGAUGCAACUGUCAAUGAUGUUCUCUACGAUAACGAUGAUGAUAUUUACCAGAAGACUACUCUAAAACGUAAACGAGUUUUUGGAGAUGAUACUUCAGAUAACCAUUUUAAUUCGACAGAAGAUGCUACUGACUUCGAAGAAUCAGAAAAAGAUAAUAAAAGCCAGCAAUCUGGCGUUAGUGAUGAAUAUGAGGAUUAUGGUGACAGUUAUAGACUUAGUUAUACAAAUGAAACCAAUAAUGCAAGUGAGACAAAGAAAGAGUUUUCCAAAACAAAUGUGAAUGAACAUCACAGAAAGAAUUUGGUUUGUAAUGUCUUGAGAUUAAGGCCAUUGUCCUUUAGCUCUCCAUUAACUUUACAUGAGAUAGUUGCCCAAAUGAAACAGUGGGCUGCAGAAAGCCCAGUUGCGAAGUGGUUGGAUAUAACUAAAGGCAAUUACACAGUAAUGGAAAAUCCAAUUUAUAUGAUGUUAGUUGAUGACUUGAGCAGCGGUCAAAUUGUUUCCGCUAAGAAAACUGUUAUGAUCGUGGCAGGCAUUCAAGGCAGAGAUCAUCACGCAGUGACCGCGGCGAUGUACGUGCUUUACCAACUAAUUGAACGCAGUGAUGCACACACAGAUUUGCUCAGUAAAUUCCGGUUCUGGGUCAUACCUGUGUUCAAUCCUGAUGGAUAUGAUUAUUCUAUGACCUUUCCACAUAGAAGACAAUGGUCCAAGAAUCUACGCCAGUCAUGGGACAUCUGCAAAGGGCGCGACUCUUGCGAGGCAUGUGAGGAGUUCGGCAUAAGAUGCACCAUCCAGCCGUGCUACGGAGUCAAUUUGGAUCGCAACUUCGAAUACCAAUGGAUACCUACGGAGGAGCUUCGCAUGGAGCACCCCUGCGGCACACUGUACGCGGGCCCGCGCCAGCUCAGCGAGGCGGAGACGGCGGCCCUCACGCGUUUCCUGCACGAGCAGAGGGUGCCGAUCUACGCGUUUGUUGCGUUUAAAGAGGGUGACGUGCUUGGCGUCAUGUACCCUUAUUCACACACGAAGAAAAAACGUGCCUUCGAUCAUGUAUAUAGGCAGCGCGCGUCUCAAGCCGCUUCAGCUGCGUACAGCAUCAGCGGACGACCGUACGUCGCUGGACAAACGUCAGAGUUUCUGCCACUGUAUGCUGGCGGUAUAGAAGAUUGGGUAGACGGACAUCUUGGCAUCGACAACACAUACACAGUCAUGCUGUUCCGUCCCACGGAUACACACAAUUCCAAACUUGUAACAGAGCGUGUUGUCCAUGAAGCAUACGCCGCGGUGGAUACUUUACUUCUACAAAGCGUGCAGGGGCCGCUGGGACCGCCCCUUGUAACAAUGACAAGAGCAAGCGAAUGGCGAUUGAAACCACCAUCGACAAUAGCAACAACGAGUAUCUUCGUAGUUUUAAUAAUACUUGGACACGGCUAA